Molecule: messenger RNA, 1085 nt
Organism: Tarenaya hassleriana
Lineage: Eukaryota; Viridiplantae; Streptophyta; Magnoliopsida; Brassicales; Cleomaceae
Product: chlorophyll a-b binding protein 8, chloroplastic
Exons: 3
Coding region: 69-890 (273 amino acids)
Biological process (GO): response to light stimulus; photosynthesis, light harvesting in photosystem I
Cellular component (GO): chloroplast thylakoid membrane; plastoglobule
Source: RefSeq, a predicted model, not a curated record
UCCACUCCCUUUGGAUAUUAUUGUCAUCUCUCACUGAAACCACAACAAGGAGCAAGGAAACUGCAACAAUGGCGACACAAGCACUUGUGUCUUCUUCACUCAGCUCUUCUGUAGAGACAGCGAGACAGAUUCUUGGCGCCAGACCCACUUCAUUUUUGGUGCCAAAGAAGGGCUCUUUUGUCGUUAGGGCUGCUUCAACUCCUCCUGUCAAGCAAGGAGCAGACAGACAAUUGUGGUUUGCAUCAAAGCAGAGUCUCUCCUACUUGGAUGGCAGCUUACCCGGUGACUUUGGCUUCGACCCACUUGGUCUUUCGGACCCAGAAGGCACCGGAGGGUUCAUCGAGCCGAGAUGGUUAGCCUAUGGAGAGAUAAUCAAUGGACGGUUCGCUAUGUUGGGAGCAGCAGGAGCCAUAGCCCCCGAGAUUCUGGGAAAAGCCGGUCUGAUUCCCCAAGAAACAGCUCUUCCAUGGUUCAAAACCGGUGUGAUCCCUCCUGCAGGAACAUACAACUACUGGGCCGAUCCUUACACGCUCUUUGUCCUCGAGAUGGCUCUUAUGGGAUUCGCAGAGCACAGGAGGUUCCAGGACUGGGCCAAGCCGGGAUCCAUGGGGAAACAAUACUUCUUAGGGUUGGAAAAGGGUCUGGGCGGGUCGGGUGACCCGGCUUACCCUGGAGGACCCUUCUUUAACCCUCUAGGGUUUGGAAAAGACGAGAAGUCGAUGAAGGAAUUGAAACUCAAGGAGGUCAAGAACGGUAGAUUGGCUAUGUUGGCCAUCUUGGGUUACUUCGUGCAGGGGCUAGUGACCGGUGUUGGACCAUACCAGAACCUUCUUGAUCACUUGGCAGAUCCCGUCAAUAACAACAUCUUGACUAGCCUCAAGUUCCACUGAGAUUAUGUGAUCCGUGUUGUCGUCGGGAAAAAAAAAUUCCCAACGUGUCCCUCUCCCUCUUGUAUCCUGCAGUGUCCUGUUCUUGGUACCAUCGGCUUCUCCACAUAUGUAACAUGCCUGUGUAAACAAACAUAUUCAUGUUCUGUAAGAAAUAUGACAAUGUUAAAGGCUUAGAAAAACAGCUUUUAGGGUUAA